AUGUCUUCGUCCGGUGCAGCGGCGGAACGGUCGGAAGCACCGCAUGACUCGACCAUAGUCGUUGAUAAAUCGGUCACCCUGACCCUUAGCAGCGACUCACUGCUGAUUGUUGACGAGCGCAUCUCUCGCAAAAAGAACCGCGGCUGCUGCGGGUUAUGCAAGUCAAAAAACAAGACGAAUACGACGCAAGCUAUUUCUUUGUAUAAUGUCCUUGACGCCGAAGUGAAUCCCUCGAACCUGGUCAUCACCUUCGCCGAGCACUCCGCGCAAAAUGAUGUCACCGUGUCCGUCCUCGACUAUCCCAUCAGCGAAAAAGAGAAGCCUGCAAUUGAGGCUUGGGUGAACCAGCUGUUGGACCAGUCCUAUGGCACCGUUCAGCGCAAGAGGCGCCUUAAGGUUCUCGUCAAUCCCUUCGGCGGCAAAGGAACAGCGGAUAGCCUCUACCAAACAUACGCGGCACCCAUUUUUGCCGCUGCGCGAUGCCAAGUGGAUGUACAGAAUACCGACUAUCGGGGCCACGCCAUUGAAAUUGCAGAGCAGCUGGAUAUCGACGCGUACGAUGCCAUUGUGUGCUGCUCCGGCGACGGUCUGCCCUACGAAGUCUUCAAUGGCCUUGGCAAACGAUCCAAUGGCAGAGAGGCACUGGCAAAAGUGGCGGUUACAUUGCUUCCUUGUGGUUCUGGAAAUGGGAUGACUUGGAAUUGCCUGGGAACAGGAAGCGUCUCGAUCGCGGCGCUGGGAAUCGUCAAAGGCCAAAGGUCCCCUCUGGAUCUGGUCUCAAUUACCCAGGGAGACACUCGCACUCUUUCUUUCCUCUCGCAGUCCUUUGGUAUUGUGGCCGAAUCGGACCUGGGUACGGACCAUAUCCGGUGGAUGGGCGCACAACGGUUCACGUAUGGAUUCCUCGUUCGACUGCUGAAACGUACCAUCUGGCCGUGUACUCUGAACAUCAAGGUUGAGAUCGACGACAAGCGGGCCAUCAAGGAGCACUACGCUACCUUUGCAGCUCGAGAACUGGAUCCCAAGGUUGAUCAAAAACGUCUCGAGGCUGCGGAGCAGUCGCCAGCGCUGCCGGAGCUCCAAUAUGGCACAGUCCAAAGCGAGCUACCUGGGGACUGGGAAUCUGUCCCAGGUGAAAACAUGGGCAAUUUCUACGCGGGCAACAUGGCCAUUAUGUCCAAAGAUACCAACUUCUUCCCCGCGUCGCUCCCAAAUGAUGGACUCAUGGACAUCGUCACCAUUGACGGGACCGUCAGCCGAGCCACCUCACUCAAGAUGAUGAACGAGAUCAGCACCGGAGGCUUCUUCGACAUGCCCGACGUGAAGAUCCGCAAAGCCACCGCGUUCCGCCUGGUGCCCCACGAGAAUGAGGGUUAUAUCAGCAUCGACGGCGAACAGGUGCCAUUCGAGGCCUUGCAAGCCGAAAUCCACCGCGGACUCGGCACAACGCUCUCCAAAUCAGGAAUUCGAUAUGAGGCUGAUGGGCCGAAGUGA
Messenger RNA from Penicillium cinerascens, 1494 nucleotides. RefSeq lists its product as uncharacterized. Bases 1 to 1494 code for a protein of 497 amino acids. The record is from RefSeq and is a predicted model, not a curated record. Gene Ontology annotation, biological process: sphingosine biosynthetic process. The transcript is spliced from 3 exons. Gene Ontology annotation, cellular component: intracellular membrane-bounded organelle; membrane; cytoplasm. Lineage: Eukaryota; Fungi; Ascomycota; Eurotiomycetes; Eurotiales; Aspergillaceae.